Molecule: messenger RNA, 348 nt
Organism: Podarcis lilfordi (Lilford's wall lizard)
Lineage: Eukaryota; Metazoa; Chordata; Lepidosauria; Squamata; Lacertidae
Source: the annotation of a GenBank genome assembly
AUGGCUUUCUUUUUUGUGAGGUUUUCCCCCGAUCCUGGCCUAGUGCAUCCAGGGGGGCCCUUCCCCCCUCUGGGGGGGGGCAAUUCUGUCUUGCUCCCAGUGUUCAGCUAUUGGUGCUACAACUCCUCAGGCAGCCUCCUGGGCUCCUCGGGGCUGCCGGGCCCCUUUGCUGGCAGCGAAAUGGAGAUGGACAAUGGGUGGCCUGGCAGGGCGCCCAGAGAGGGUGGAGGGGAGGCUCCCAUCCCAGCCAGUUCAAAGGCUCCACUGGUGGAACCUGAAUGUGACUCAUCUCAGCUGCAGAGAAUCAAAGGCUGCCGGAUGACAAUGAUCUCUUGUUCUCAUCCAUAA